UGUGCCCUGCCUUCACACCCCCCACCACAUGCCCCCUUUGUCUUCUCCGGCCGUCAUCCCUUCCCUGUCUCCCCCUCUGCCUGUCUGGUUCUCUCCCUGCCUGGGUGUAUCCCCGGGGACCUCUGUCCAGGCUGGCGGUCCUUCCAUUCCUUCCGUCUUCCUGGGAGCCUUUCCCGCCACCCCUAGCUGGCCCUCUUUGUCAAUUUCCUUCUUUUUUCUCUUCCUUCCUUUGCCUUUCUUUCCUCUGUCACUCUGUUUCUGUCCUUCCUUCUCACGGUUACUUCAUCCCUUUGUGUCCCUGCUUCUCUCCCCAUUAGUCUCUCCACUGUGGCUUUUCCAGUGUCUCUCUCUCUGUGUGUGUCUCUGGCUUCUGCUCUGAUGGUCCCUCUGCCAGUCUCUAUUUUUAUCCCUAUGACACACCCCCUGUGUCCAUCUCUGUCUGUCUGUCUCUCCCCCUCCCGCUUUUCCGGAGGUCCCAGAUCCAGGUCCCAAUUAGUUGGUUGCCUCCAAGGCAGUGGCGCGGCCCCCACCUUCUGCUCCUCAUUACAGCUGGCGGCUCCUAAUGAGCCUGGGGGGGAGGCUGACCCUGGGCCCCCAGCCCCCAGCCCCCUGGUCUGCGUCACUGCCCGCUGUGAGGGCUGUGGAAGGGAUAUAAGGGGGCUGUCAGCCUCGCUGUCAGAGCCCACUGCGCGGUGAUGGAGACUCGCCAGGUGCCCAGGAGCUCCCGGGUGCGGCUACUGCUGCUGCUUCUGCUGCUUGUGCCCUGGGGCGUUGGCACUGCCUCGGGCGUCGCCCUGCCCCCCUCGGGGGUCUUCAGCGUCCACUCCCCCAGCCGAGCCUGGGCGGGCCCGACCACCCGCGUGUGGCGACGGACCCUGGCGCUGGCGGACGACGCGGCCUUCCGGGAGCGCGCACGGAUGCUGGCUGCCCUGGAGCGCCGCCACUGGCUGAACUCGUACAUGCACAAGCUGCUGGUGCUGGAUGAGCGAUGAGGGCCCGACCGUGGGCUCGUUAAUAAAGACCCUGCUGUGCGUUG
This is a messenger RNA of Phyllostomus discolor (pale spear-nosed bat), 1036 nucleotides long. It is a transcript of the gene PTH2, whose product is annotated as parathyroid hormone 2. The transcript has 3 exons. Bases 696 to 992 code for a protein of 98 amino acids. Gene Ontology annotation, cellular component: extracellular region. NCBI's taxonomy places the organism in Eukaryota, Metazoa, Chordata, Mammalia, Chiroptera, Phyllostomidae. The record is from RefSeq and is a predicted model, not a curated record. Gene Ontology annotation, biological process: neuropeptide signaling pathway.